AUUUUUGUCUGUAUAUUUCAGGAUUUUUUGAUUGACUGAAUAAAGGAGAAAAGAGGCCAUCAAGAUGCUGCGUGAAGUGGGAUCCAAUAUUAUGGUGUUUUAUGAGUAUGUAUUGCAGAGAACGGACCACCGAUUGUUACCCUACCCGUUGAUGCGGACCCCCUUCCAGAUGACCAGCAUCCUGAUGGGCUAUGUGUUCUUCUCGCUGUACGCAGGGCCUCUGCUGAUGGCCAACCGCAAGCCCUAUCACCUCAAAACAGCCAUGAUCAUCUAUAACUUCAGCAUGGUGUCCCUAAACGCCUUCCUAGUCUAUGAGUUCCUGAUGUCAGGAUGGGGAACCACUUUUACCUGGAGAUGUGACCUGUGUGACUACUCAAGCAACCCACAGGCUCUAAGGAUGGUUCAAGUGGCCUGGUGGUUUCUGUUCUCUAAAUUCACCGAGCUUCUGGACACCUUUUUCUUUGUGCUGCGUAAGAAACACAGCCAGAUCACAUUUCUACAUGUCUUCCAUCACUCCUUCAUGCCCUUCACGUGGUGGUGGGGAAUUACCAUUGCUCCUGCAGGGGGAAUGAGCUCGUUCCAUGCCAUGGUCAACUCCUGUGUCCACGUCAUCAUGUACACCUACUACGGCCUGUCUGCUGCCGGACCUCGCUUCCAAAAAUACCUCUGGUGGAAGAAGUACAUGACCGCAAUCCAGCUGAUCCAGUUUGUGCUGAUCUCACUUCACAUCUCUCAGUACUACUUCAUGGAGAAGUGUGACUUUCAGGUGCCCAUGUUCAUUCACCUUAUCUGGAUGUAUGGCACCUUCUUCUUCCUACUCUUCUCCAACUUCUGGAUUCAGGCCUACGUGAAGGGGAAACGGCUGCCUAUGGCAACCAUGGAGAAGCUAAAGCAGAAUGGCGUUAUCAACAGCGACGUUACCGUGGUCAUCAACAGCAAGCCGCUGGAGAAUAGCAACGGGACAACAGGACAUCGUGUCAAUGGCAAUAACCAACUAGGCAAAGUGAAGGAAGUCUAGUUUCGUCCUUUUGGAAGGGGAAACAUAACUGUCUGAAGGAGCCUGAAAUGCCAAAGAUUCCCAAAAAACUAUACUCACUUUCCUCAAAUGUAUUUUUUUAUUUAUCUGCAGUUUGUGGGAUAUGAAUGGCAUUAUGGAUAUGGCAGUUAGUCCACACUUUAAAUUGUGGGAACAUAGUGUGAUUUAACUGUACAUCACCCUGUAUGAAGGUGUCAGUCACCAAUACCUCAAACCCAGGCUUGAAAUGGCCAAUGAUUGGACUCUUCUGGUUGGACUGAAACGCUUGUAAAUAGUGUAGUUACUUUCGAAGAGGUGGUGUUUGUCACAUAUUUAACUUUUUGAAAUCAAGCUGAGUAAGACAUUACUUUCAGGCACAAGACAGCAACUGUAUCCGGUCUGCAGCAGCAUUCUUAUUAAGGGUCCUCCAAGGCAGGACUCACCUGUUGCUUUUGGACAUUCAGGCUUUCCAGCAUAGGGAAAUCAGUGGAUGCAUGGUCAUCUGCACAUGUCUAUAGCAUUCAUUGUUUGACGCUGGACCUCCGUGUGAUGAGUCAGCAACAUGCACUCUAGAAAAUAAUGAGUGGGACACAGUACCUGGUUCGAAUCCAGGCUGUGUCCCAUAGGUGCAGCCCCUAAUUGGCCAUCAUUAAGAAUUUGUACUCAACUGACUUGCAUAGUUUAAGGUUACAAAAUAACAUUUAGUUAGAGUGCCCUAACAGUAUUUG
Molecule: messenger RNA, 1743 nt
Organism: Salvelinus fontinalis (brook trout)
Lineage: Eukaryota; Metazoa; Chordata; Actinopteri; Salmoniformes; Salmonidae
Product: elongation of very long chain fatty acids protein 1-like
Exons: 7
Coding region: 65-1018 (317 amino acids)
Biological process (GO): fatty acid elongation, monounsaturated fatty acid; fatty acid elongation, polyunsaturated fatty acid; very long-chain fatty acid biosynthetic process
Cellular component (GO): endoplasmic reticulum; endoplasmic reticulum membrane
Molecular function (GO): fatty acid elongase activity
Source: RefSeq, a predicted model, not a curated record